Zootoca vivipara (common lizard) is the source of this 2018-nucleotide messenger RNA. Lineage: Eukaryota; Metazoa; Chordata; Lepidosauria; Squamata; Lacertidae. The record is from RefSeq and is a predicted model, not a curated record.
GUUCAUCUUGGCCUGUUGCUAACGCUGGCGGUGGUAGGUGACAACCCACUUAGUGGCUAAUAGAAUGCAUAAAUUUAUACAGAUUCAAGAGCAAUGUCUUGCUAGCUGCAGAUGAUGUUGCAACUACAGUUUAGGGAUGUGCUCAAACUCUUGCAUCAUGGUGCUUCAUUGUGAUGACUUUGUAAACCACUGUCUCAGUUUAGAGGACCCUAUCAGCUGUUUCUAAGUGAGAAGAUCAACAAUGGCAGACAAGUUCUUCGCUGCUGACUGCAGCAACAGGGGAGUUUGGGGUGUGCUCUGCAACACAGUAUGAGGAUGAGACCCUGUAGGCUUGGCCAGCACUACAUGUGAGUUCUGCGCAUACUUUGGCAAAAGUAAGUUGGCAUUCUCAUUGCCAGGGUUUGGAGCUUGAUGCGCUGGUGAGCUUAAGCUGAUAAGCAUUUUGUGGCUGUGGUUAAGUGUCCUCAGCUCCUUUUGCCAACAUCAGGGGCAGUGCAGUGCUCUGUAUUACUUAUGACACACCCCAUUUACCUGCAUCUGACUUGUGUGUGGUGUCACUGCACCAAAGCAACAGCCCAGAGCCUGGAAGUGUUACUACAGAAUUGUCUGCUUGCAUGCUGGGGGAGAGAUGACUCUGUCAUCUUGAGACGGAGAGACGGAGUGCCAACUUGAAUAAAAUAUUGGGGGGGGGGCAGGUGAGCCCUGCCCUGAAUAAUGGAUCACAAGACACGGCACACACAAACCAUUUGAAUGGCAGCACCCAUCAACUUUGGGUGGGGCCCAGACCCCUCUGAUAUUUUAUUGGGGAGUUGGUGCCUUUAUCUUGAGAUAAGAAUGGAAUUACUUGAAUGGGUGAAGUCCUCACUUUUCAGGGAGGAAAAAACUGUGGUUGCCGUGUUUGGGCUUCAUGCCAGAUUGAACUGCAGUGGAAUCAAAAAACAUUUUAAAACAGUCUUAAUAUCCAAGUGUCACAGGAUUUGGAAGGAAUUACAAAGUGCAAUAAGGAUGCGGUUAUCCCACUGAAAUUUAAUGGGGCUGCCUUCGUUUUAGGGAAACAUUAUCACUUAGUAAGUGAAGGAAUCAUGGAGAAGAUUGGGACCUCUGAAAUUCGUGAUGUUGCUGGAAAUUUAAAUGUGUUGUCUUUCCUUUUACUCCUUUAUAAGUUGGUUUUAGUGUUGGGAGACCUUCAUAUCCCGCACCGCUGCAACAGCCUGCCGGCUAAAUUCAAGAAACUGCUGGUUCCUGGAAAAAUUCAACACAUUCUCUGCACUGGAAACCUCUGUACAAAGGAGAGCUAUGACUACCUCAAGACCUUGGCUGGUGAUGUUCAUGUCGUUAGAGGGGAUUUUGAUGAGAACUUGAAUUAUCCUGAACAGAAAGUUGUAACUGUCGGACAGUUUAAGAUUGGACUGAUCCAUGGCCAUCAAGUUAUUCCAUGGGGUGACAUGGCCAGCCUGGCGUUACUUCAAAGGCAGUUUGACGUGGACAUCCUAAUUUCAGGGCACACACACAAAUUUGAGGCAUUCGAACAUGAAAAUAAGUUCUAUAUCAACCCUGGAUCAGCAACAGGAGCCUAUAGUGCUUUGGAAAACAACAUCAUUCCUUCAUUUGUGCUGAUGGACAUCCAAGCUUCCACUGUUGUUACUUACGUUUAUCAGCUGAUUGGUGAUGACGUGAAAGUAGAAAGGAUUGAAUACAAGAAAUCUUAAAGCAAAAUGCUCUACUUGGCUUUUCUCCGUGGGUUUCUUUUUUUGGGGGGGGGGGAGAGACAGGACAAUAUGCACUCAAGAGUCCACAGUGUUUCCAAUAUUGUUAACUUAGGAAAUGAGUCCUCUUCCCCUACUGUAGACAGCAAAGUUUUACAGCACUUGACUUACUAAAAGUCUGCCUUGGCUUAACUCUUUUCUUUUGCCUAAAAAUUCUUCAUGUCUGUAAAUACCGUUCAAAGUGCACAGCAAAAUUAUGUCUGUUCAUAUGAGCUAUUCCCAGUAUUGUAAUAAACACUUGUUUAACUUUAA